Molecule: messenger RNA, 1378 nt
Organism: Lobosporangium transversale
Lineage: Eukaryota; Fungi; Mortierellomycota; Mortierellomycetes; Mortierellales; Mortierellaceae
Exons: 2
Coding region: 84-1283 (399 amino acids)
Biological process (GO): proteasome-mediated ubiquitin-dependent protein catabolic process; regulation of proteolysis
Cellular component (GO): nucleus; cytoplasm
Molecular function (GO): ubiquitin protein ligase binding
Source: RefSeq, a predicted model, not a curated record
AUCCCAUUCAUUAUAAACAAAAAAAAAAAAAAGAAAAACCUUUACUCAUCUUUAUUCCACUGCCUCUCUGUCCAAUUAUAAAGAUGAAUCGGAAAGAACACAUUGACGUGGUACUCCCUAUCACUUGCAACAACAACCACUUGCUCACAACAUUUUAUUUCUCUAGCAAUCUUGAUGCCAUCAAAAGUUGGACGGUGACGUUGUAUGGGGAUGACAAUUCAAUUGACAUCAAAGUUUACUUUGUAGCAAGAGAGAACUGUGGAUGUGCCAUAAGGAACAGCAACUUGUUUAUCGAGUUUAGAAAUACAACCAACAUAUACAUUGCUCCACACCAGGGAAAAAAGCCUAUAUUUUUCAAGGAUACUGAGAAACAACUGUGGGAGUGGUAUUUCUUAAAAGCUAAAAUCUCCAGAAAGGAUGUCCUAAUGGAUGGUCAACUCUGCUUUGAUAUUGUGAUUACAACGCGUCCUGAGACGGAGGUGGUAGACCAGCCCUCGUCAACCUCGUCAACCUUGUCGAUAUCAAAAUACCAAAAGAUCAUGCUGACUCUGCUCAAAGAUGUAAAUUCAGUUGAUCUUUGCUUCGUCUUCAAGACUGACAAAACUUGCUCCAAUGUAGCGCUUUGGGCCCACAGCUCUAUCCUAUCCAGAUACCCGACAUUUGACAGCAUCAUUCAAGAGGCCAUAGGUUUAAACAGUUUAUUCUUACACUCCGAUGACGAAAAAGGCAAUGACACCAGUCCUAAUUCGCAUCUGACUGCUCGAGAGUAUGGUGAUGUCCUAGUUCAGCCUGUGUCCGAGACAUCAAUGGCUACAAUGUGUUCUUUGCUCCUGUACAUAUACACGGAUGAAAUAAACCUCUCUAUUGAUACCAAGAGACAUGCCAUCAGCAGAACAGAGAGCACGCUGACCGUGGUGGAUAUGAUGGGCCAGGGCAAGCGAUCAAUGGCAUGGCAUCCUUUGGACUCGGAUUCACAAUACAAGUUCAAGGAUGUCACUUGGGCAGAACUUCUUAUAGCAGCAGAGAAGUAUGGAGUCACUGAUCUGCAGUCCCAUUGUGAGAAAAAAGUGAUUGCAACUAUCAAGAAUUCCAAUGCAAUCGAGGUCCUGUUCAAUCUCGGGACGCGUUUCAAAACGAUCAAAACAGCAGCACUUGGCCAUAUUGUGGGCAACAUGACGGUCCUGUUCUCCGAAGGUCGUGAUCCCUUUGCACCAUAUGUUCACCAUCCAGAUUGUCAUACGCUAUUGAUCGAGGUGCUGCAAAACAAGGCAAAAAAAGGAUAGCGUCCCCGUGCGUUGAAUGAAACAAUUGUGGAAAUCAUGCAUCCCGUGUGUUGGAAUAUAAAAAAUAAAAAAUAAAAAUUACACAGUUUAUCCUG